Gigantopelta aegis is the source of this 448-nucleotide messenger RNA. RefSeq lists its product as uncharacterized. NCBI's taxonomy places the organism in Eukaryota, Metazoa, Mollusca, Gastropoda, Neomphalida, Peltospiridae. The transcript is spliced from 6 exons. The coding region runs from base 56 to 361 and encodes 101 amino acids. The record is from RefSeq and is a predicted model, not a curated record.
CGAACCACGAUUAAGCAUCGGCAGCUUGAAGAAAUAUGCACGUGUGUGUUUUCACAUGAAGUGCACACUGUUGCUGAUCCUGCUAGUAGCCCUCACAGUAGGCCAUCAUACAGAAGGCGCAAUCAGUAUGACAAACAUUCGGCAUAUAAUAAAGAAAAUAGCAGACGCAAUAACCGGCGAGCAAGAUAUCGCGGAGUUUAAAAAACACACGGACAGACGUGCGAACCGUCUACAACUGGGAGAGAUCUUGAACUCGCCGGCCGUGCGGCAAAUCCUGGACGAAAAUGACUCCCAAGACCUCGUUGAAGCAGCUGGAACAAUUCAUGGCAGACAAUCUGAUGAACAAAGCGGAAUAAACUGACAUCAACACUUGAUCUGUCAGCAUAUCAACAACAGGCUGUCAAUGAGCUAAUCUCUCUUUAAUACAAAUAAAAUUUGCCCAAACCAA